AGAGGGAAAAGCAGCUUGGAAGUCAGCUGCAAUUUUUAAACCUUGCUUUUUAUUCCCCGGUAAUGAUCUUCAAGUGCUUGGACUUGUCUCAGAAGCUGUUUUGAAACUAACAUGGUUUAGUCCACUAACUGCAUGUUGGGUAAAUUCAAAACCCACAUGCUCGUCCUCUUGCAGUGGAAUAAGUCACAUCUGAUGGACAUUUUCUGUGCUUAUAGCAUAGUAAUGAACGUCUGACAGGCGCGACCUUUCAUAAGACAACCCACACUAUUGGCUUUCUGCCCAGAAUAUUGCUGCAACACUAUCUGUGAUUGGUUAUCUCUCUAUCAUGCAUUGCUUCACAGGGGGAAACGGCCCCUUUUUUUAAUAAAUCUACGAUGGCUGGCUGCAAUAUGUCUCACUGUUGGUACUAAGAAGUGCCUUUCCUGACGUCUCUGCUGCUUGGACCCGCUUCUAGAGCAGUCUCUGCUUUUGCCUUGCUUGCUGCCAGCUAGACUGUGACGACAGCACAUCCACCCUCCACCUCUAGCCCAGACACCCCCAUUUCUACUUAUAAUCAAGACAAAAGCUCUAAGUAUCUGGCAUUGCCCUAGGCUGCUUUAGUUUUAAAAGAAAAGUUUGCUGAAAAAGUAAGAUCUCUUCUGCCAGGAAAUCAAGGAGGAAAAAAAAAAAUCAUUUUCUCGAUUUGCUCUAAACUGCUGCAUCUGUCUAUGCCAAACUAAUCAAUACCGAUUGCACCACCAAACUCCAUUGCAAAUUCAGCUGUGAGGAGAUUCCCUUUCAGACAACUUUGCUGAAAGCAGCUUGGAAAUUCGGUGUCAAAGGGUCUGCCACGUUUUCAUGCUUGCAUUUUGGGCUCCAAAUUGGCACUGGGAAGGGGUUACUGAGAGCACAAGGCUGAUUCGAGGCCCUACUUUUAAACGUUCAUCUACUUACAAUUCUAGUAUUUCUCUAAAUACCAAAACCUCUUUGAAUUAACAGUUUCAUGCUGUGAAUUUCUAGUGGGAGAUCUUUUCCUUGAUAUUGACAACACAAUUUUCCAUGUACUUUUAAAGCAGGGAGUGGGAAAAAAGUAUUUUGGAGGGGACAUUUUCAUCAUCAUUUUACAGUUUUAUCAGUUCAGCAUUUUUUUUUUUUGCUGUUUUUUUUUUUUUUUGUGGGGGGGUUGGGUUUGUUGGUUUCACUGAAAAAUUUAACUACCUGUAAAAUCUAAACAUGGCUGUUAGUGUCACACCAAUUCGGGACACAAAAUGGCUAACACUGGAAGUAUGUAGAGAGUUCCAAAGGGGGACUUGCUCACGGCCAGACACGGAAUGUAAAUUUGCACAUCCUUCGAAAAGCUGCCAAGUUGAAAAUGGACGAGUAAUCGCCUGCUUUGAUUCAUUGAAAGGUCGUUGCUCCAGGGAGAACUGCAAAUAUCUUCAUCCACCCCCACACUUAAAAACACAGUUGGAGAUAAAUGGGCGCAAUAACUUGAUUCAGCAGAAGAACAUGGCCAUGUUGGCCCAGCAAAUGCAACUAGCCAAUGCCAUGAUGCCCGGUGCCCCAUUACAACCCGUGAACUUAAUGCACCAAUCAUUCCAAAAAAGAGGGGGGGAUUGCAUUUCGAGGUGGGAGGGAUCUCCAUAUCACAUCGGCAGUGAUACCAAUUAUCAGUACUAUACAGUUGAGCCAAUGUUUUCAGUUGCACCAAGCUUAGCCACCAAUGCAUCAGCAGCCUUUAAUCCCUACCUGGGACCUGUGUCCCCGAGCCUGGUUCCAGCAGAGAUCUUGCCGACCGCACCAAUGUUGGUUACAGGGAAUCCUGGGGUCCCUGUACCUGCGGCUGCUGCAGCUGCUGCACAGAAAUUAAUGCGGACAGACAGACUUGAGGUAUGUCGAGAGUACCAGCGAGGCAAUUGCAACAGAGGAGAAAACGACUGUCGGUUUGCUCAUCCUGCUGACAGCACAAUGAUUGACACCAAUGACAACACAGUCACCGUGUGCAUGGAUUACAUCAAAGGGAGAUGCUCACGGGAAAAGUGCAAAUACUUUCACCCUCCCGCACAUCUGCAAGCCAAGAUCAAGGCUGCCCAGUACCAGGUCAACCAGGCUGCAGCUGCUCAGGCUGCGGCCACUGCAGCCGCCAUGACUCAGUCGGCUGUCAAAUCACUGAAGCGACCCCUCGAGGCAACCUUUGACCUGGGAAUUCCUCAAGCUGUACUUCCCCCAUUACCAAAGAGGCCUGCUCUUGAAAAAACCAACGGUGCCACCGCAGUCUUUAACACUGGUAUUUUCCAAUACCAACAGGCUCUAGCCAACAUGCAGUUGCAACAACAUACAGCAUUUCUCCCACCAGGCUCAAUAUUGUGCAUGACACCCGCUACAAGUGUUGUUCCCAUGGUGCACGGUGCUACGCCAGCCACUGUGUCCGCAGCAACAACAUCUGCCACAAGUGUUCCCUUCGCUGCAACAGCCACAGCCAACCAGAUACCCAUAAUAUCUGCCGAACAUCUGACUAGCCACAAGUAUGUAACCCAGAUGUAGAAUUUUCAUCACUAAACAAUCAUACUAAAGAGGAAAGGACAGUGUGCUUGGUUAGAGUAAAGGACGAGGUCAUUAGCCAUAUUGUAUAUACCGUCAAGCAACACACACAAAAACCCCUCAGCCACAAGACAUCCACAUAUUGCAUGUUAACCAGAAGAAGAGACACCAUGGAAAUCCACUGCACACUGUUGCCUAUACACUUUGUACAUUUAAUUGAUAUUUGUGCUGAGGUGAUAUUCCUGUCUAAAAGAACAACAUCAUCUUUCUUUUCUAGCACAGUUAUGCAUUAAAAUAUGCAUACCUAAUUAGUUUCCUAUAUAUUCAUGCCAUCUUGAAAAGACAGACUGUGGUGUAACCAUGAUUCUAUUAUGUAUUGGUACGUCUGUAGACCAAGAUAUAAUUUUUUAAAAAUAAGUUUAUUUCUUUCAAGGUUUACAAAUAACAAAGGUGCACCUUGUAUUUAAAAUUGCCAUUAUAGAUGAGAGCGUGCAUGCACAGUCAUUUUUGUUUGAGAGUAAUAUUUUUAAUGUAAUAGAUUUUAAGAUGCGGUGAGGGAGGGAUCUGACAGAGAUGAAUGUGCCAAGCAAAACCACAACUGUGUAUCUUUUAAAGCACAUCAUGGCUUUAAGUACCAUGUUGUUAAGGAUUCUCAUGAAGUGCCAUAGACUGUAUAUCAAAUUAGAGUAUUAUUUCUUCAGUGUUAUUGUUUUCAGAGCCACAUUUUGUUGCUUAUCUGCUAGUACUAAUCAGUCAAAGGGCACCAUUCUUUUUUUUUUCUUUUUUUUUGAAACCAAAGCUGUCUCAGAAAUGGCCAAUUUAACUCUGCAGUAACAAUAGACAGCACAACACAAACUCUCUCAAUACAGAUAAACUCACACAUACUGGAGAUAUAUAUAAUAGAUAUAUAUAUAAAAUUAUUUUAAUGCAUUGUAGUGUAAUAUUUCUGCAUACUAUACUGUAUAACAUGUUAUUCAAAAGGGAUAUGCCAUUUCUGAGACACGAUAACGAAAAAAAACGUUUGAGGAAAUUAUUUUGCUUCUAUUUAUAGCUCUGUCAAAAGUCAAAAGACUAUAAAUGCUUUGCAAAAAUGGUUUCACAUUUGCUUAAACGCUUCAUCACAGUCACAUUUAAAAUAGUGACUCUAAACAAAGAGGAAAGCAGCACUGUCAUCAGAUGCAUGAUAAACCAAAAUAUGAAAAUGGGAAAUGUUUAAUUAACCUAGUAAUUGGGUGGGUUAAGUACAUGGGUGAAUUUUAUAUGUGAUUUGUUUUGUUUUGUUUUGUUCUGAUUAACUGCUUAUAGCCUUAGAAAGCCUUUUACAAAAUUAAAAAAAAAAUAGAUGUGCAUUCAGUUUUUAAGAAUGGAUUCAUCCAAAGGAAUUCCUUUUUUUUUGUGGUUUGGAUGUUGCAGCUAGUAAAGGAUAUUUUUGCUCUGUUCAGCAGUUCUAAAAAUUGCUGAAGUAGGGGCUAGGUCACUGGUAGUUAUAGUAUGGAAUGGGAGAAGUGAAAGUUCGGUUAUAGAACUUUCCAUACUUCCAAGUUUACUGCAAGUUUUUAUGCUUGAGAGAGAUGCUUUCUAAUAUAAGACUGAUGUGUUGAUUUUACUGAUUGUACUGUACAUCUAUUAAAGCCUUAGAUUAUUACAUUACGGGUUGGAACCCAUACCAAUGUAAUUUCAAUCAUGUUAAGAGAGUAAUGGUGACUUCACAUGUUAUUGUAGUUAGUUACAUUAUAGAAUAUUACUUAUUUUUCUUGUUAAAAUGUAGUUUUUCAUUUCCUACAUUUAUUAGAUUUCAUUUUCUAUUAACAAUGGAAUACAUUUCAGUUUAUAGACUAUUGUUUUAUUAGAUUUUACCGAUGAAUUUUUCAAAAUACAAAAAAAAUUAAAGUAGUUUUUCCUUCAUAACAUACUCAGUUUUGAAUUACAUGUAGUGUCAUACAAAUAUUCGUAUUAUUGUUAACUAAAUGAUUUAUAUUUUACUGAUUUAAUAUUAAAGUGUAAGAAUGUCAGUCAUUGUUAGUUCUUGUCUAGUUUUCAUUAAAAGAACAAAGAUCUUUUAUAUGGAUAUCUUAUAAAUAUAUAAUCAUUGCUAAGUAAGAAGUUAAGUUGUUGCUAUCGCAACAAUCCUGGCAGACAAUUGAGUAAUAUUUUGAUGAUUUAUUUUGUUUGUAAUUAGUUAUUAUAAGAAGAUCUAGAUCCUAGAUAUUAGAAUAAAAUUUAUUUUCUACUGUAUCCAUUUCAAAUGUUAAAGUAUUGUUUAAUAUUUUUGAAAUCCCUGAAUAUCAGGCCUUGUUAUAAAUAAGCUGCAUAAUCAAUAAAUAGAACAAGGGACUUUUUGUUGAUAAUCCAAAUACUCAAAGUUUACGUAAUGAGAAUUAUAGCGUGUGUGCAAACUCUUGAGGGUUGAUUAUGCUGCAAUUUAGCAUGUUGGAACGUCUAGAGAGAAGGUUGACUUUUUGCACUUCUGUAUAUAGUCAAAAGAGAGAAACCUGUAUAAUAGUAAGAUCUUAUUUUGAAUAAAAACGUCUAUAAUUACAAGGAGUUUUGUUAAGGCUAAUAAAAUGACAGACUGAGCAAAAUUGCUUGCAAAAGUGGCACAGAGUUAGCACUCCAUAUCCCUUCAAACAUGUUGCUUUGCUUUAUUGUGGACAGCUUGUAGUUUGCCAGGAUUUUUUCAGCUGGAAAGAUAUGCCAUCCUUCCGAGAUCUCAUGACUGACAAAAACUCCAUUGGGCCAAAUCUGCCUGAAGAUCAUUACCAAAAAUAGCAGGUACUUCAACCAUUAAGGUGAAAUCAUGGAUCAGAUAUUCCGUACAUUUUUCAAAACUACUGCAUGUUUAAAACUUCAACGAAAAAAAACAACAACAAGAGAGAAAGAACUAUACUAAGGACAUAUAUUAUACAAAUCAGUUUCUGCCAAUUUCAGUGGUUUAUUGUUCACACACACAAAAAAAAGAAAUCUUCAAAACAAGUAUUGACUUUCACAAAAUUUAAACCAUAAGCAGGCAAACCAAACAGUACACCGUAGCCAUGGUUAUGUGAUUGUUUCUUAAUUGCCGUAGGAUCCUGUUCUUUCAGCAGGUGAAAAGUAAAACAGUUCAAAUUUCACGGUUUUAAUUUUCAACUCAGAAGCACUCAAAAAAGCAAAUGUGAUAAUGGGCACUUGUUUAAUGAAUUUGUGUAUCCAGCCUUCACUCCAGCUGGUUAUCAUGCUGCACUUAUCAGCAACCCUCCCGCUUUCAUCUGCUGAAAGGACAGAUGUGCUUGGUUUUACUAUUAUGUAAUCACAACUUACUUUCUGCUUGUAGUUGCUUAAAAUUAUGUAUUUUGUCUUGGGCUGCAAUUUGUUUUAUGCUUAUUUUAUUAUUACUGCAGUAGUUGACUUUGCUGUAUGGAAAAAUAAAGUGAAAUUGCCCUAAUAAAACUUCUCUUUCUUAAGUAUA
Messenger RNA from Zalophus californianus (California sea lion), 5965 nucleotides. It is a transcript of the gene MBNL1, whose product is annotated as muscleblind like splicing regulator 1. Gene Ontology annotation, molecular function: metal ion binding. The transcript is spliced from 12 exons. The record is from RefSeq and is a predicted model, not a curated record. Bases 1213 to 2523 code for a protein of 436 amino acids. NCBI's taxonomy places the organism in Eukaryota, Metazoa, Chordata, Mammalia, Carnivora, Otariidae.